Molecule: messenger RNA, 588 nt
Organism: Orussus abietinus
Lineage: Eukaryota; Metazoa; Arthropoda; Insecta; Hymenoptera; Orussidae
Product: sprT-like domain-containing protein Spartan
Exons: 1
Coding region: 1-588 (195 amino acids)
Biological process (GO): DNA damage response
Cellular component (GO): nucleus
Molecular function (GO): polyubiquitin modification-dependent protein binding; single-stranded DNA binding; metalloendopeptidase activity
Source: RefSeq, a predicted model, not a curated record
AUGGGUCGGAAUUUGGGAAUAACCUCGGAGAUACCCAUGCCACAUGACUUCGACUCUACCACCGCUUCUCCAGUCGAUCCAAGACUGGAGAGCGACCAGAACCCCAACAUUAGCGAGAUGCUUCAUCAAUUUAACGAGAAAUACUUUGCAAGAAGGCUUAAGGGAUACACCAUGAGAUGGAACUCCCAACUGAAAGUAGAGUAUGAUAGAUGUAAUUACCAUACAAACACAAUUCACGUCUCGAAGGGUCGCCACGAGAGCCAAAGGAGAUCUGUCCUGGUGAAGACAAUACUGCACGAAACUAUCCAUGCGUAUUUGGAUAAAACUGGACAAGACAGGGCAGAAAACUCCGCCCACAGUCGAGCAUUUCGAGCGGAAAAGCGGAGAAUCUCGGUCCAUAUCGGGGAGGACAUUGAUAACGAAGAGGAUGUGGACCUGGAAAUCGCCAAGAAGUUAAUCCUCGUAUAUUGCUGCAAACGGUGCGGUAGGAGGGUCCAAAGGGGAAUCGAUCAAGCACCCCAGAACGAAAUGUUGCCGGAUAUACAAAAACAUAAGCAGAAAUGCUCCGGCACAUUUGAAAAACUAUAA